AUGAUUGUAUUCCUGAUUCGGUUUUUUCGUGCACUAGCAAUUUUCUAUUUGUUGGUCACCGAAGUCAACCGAGGAAUGACCAUGAUAAAUCAGACUGGUGCUUCCGGAGCACAGCCCUCGCCCGAACCAACAUCGUUGCGUACCACACAUUUCAGACCUGCGGAAUAUCCUCGUGGUGAACGGCUAACCGUACAGCCUUCUGUGAGGCGAGUGCCGAUUGGUGGUGGCACGCCGAGCGACCAAUUCGCCGGAACAUCUGCUCAACAAACAAGCAACGAGUAUCGCUUAUUAGCAGAACCCGAGUUAUCACCUGUGGUUGCAGCUUCAGCUGGAAACGGUUCUCAAAUCGCAAGCGUGUCACGGCCAGCAGUGACAAUACAACCACGACAAGGUAUGUCAACAGUGGUGCAUCCCGUCCUCGAGCCUCAAUCACUGUCGCGUGAAGGAUUUGGUGGCCCUGAGUCGAGGCGAUGUGCGGGUUCGGGGGUGACAGGUGACGGAAGUUGUAGUGGAUGCCAGCAGAGGAAGAAGGUUGUUCUGGCGAAGAUGCUCGGUUUUUCGCUUCUUGACCAUGUGGAUGAUCAGGCACUUCGUCAGAUUGGCCGUGGAUUUCCGGCGACACAUAGGCAGCCCAGUAUGGCACGAGGCGGAGAAGCAUUGACUGGGUACGGACAACAGUACGUACAAGAGCAGUCGGAGCUGGAACGGGCGGAGCGCUGCAUCGAAUUCCAGGUAAUCAUCUUCUGCAGAGUUCUUAAAAGCACGUCCAGUACUUGGCCACAGCAGAUAAGCAGCCGAAGUCCGCCGAGAAUUGAAGGAAUUCCCAGAACGCAGCGCAGUGAUCUGUUUUCUGGUAAGCAAAACGGCGACGGUUCGUCACGAAGCCAAUCCAUCUUCGAUUUCUCGUCUGGUGGCCAUCAAAAGUCGAAAAUACCGACCGGAAAAGAUCUUCCCAAAUAUCUGUGA
Messenger RNA from Gongylonema pulchrum, 966 nucleotides. NCBI's taxonomy places the organism in Eukaryota, Metazoa, Nematoda, Chromadorea, Rhabditida, Gongylonematidae. The record is from the annotation of a GenBank genome assembly.